AUGCGACUCUCAGGAACGGCAAUAAUUUGUAUCUCUACAACGGCUAUAGCUUGUAGGCAUGACUGGAUACACAACCCAAGAGCAAAGAAGCUUCAAAGGCUAGCUAAACGACAGGUUGAGUACCCGCCAGUGCUGUCAGAUGCAGAGCAGAUUCUCGUUAAUUCCUUUGACAACAACUCUAUAUCAGACUGGGCGUACUACUAUACUCAUGGUGAUCAUCUUGGAGGUAGCCACAACAAGUCCAUGGCCCAAUGGACGGCUGAUCGCUGGAAUGAAAACGGGCUCAACGCAUCGUUGUAUGAGAUCCCAGUAUAUACGACGUACCCCCAGCAUAGUUCAUUAGCCAUCAGAUACACAAAUAGCUCCGUCCACAACGCAAAUCUAAUUGAGGAUGUGUUAGUUGAAGACGACACAACUUCAUUCCCGAACAGAAUCCCAGCAUUCCAUGCCAUGUCAGCUUCUGGUAAGGUCAUUGCGGAAUACGUCUAUGUUGGACGAGGCGCUCAAGGAGACUUCAACAGACUCAGGGAGCUUGGCAUAGAGCUUGAGGGGAAGGUUGCAGUUGCCAUGUAUGGAGGUAUCUAUCGUGGUAUAAAGGUCAAGAAUGCACAAGACAAUGGUAUGGCGGGUGCAGUCCUCUUUACAGACUCGCUGGAUGAUGGAGAAAUAACCACAAAGAACGGAUAUGCUGCAUACCCGAUAGAUGGACCCGCGAGACAGCCAUCUUCAAUUCAGCGAGGUAGUGUGCGUUUCAGUUCUCUUUACUCCGGAGACCCAACGACAGUGGGCUACGCAUCAGGCCCGGGAGCACCCAGAGGAGAUACUACGCCGUAUACACCAUCCAUACCCAGCAUACCUGUCAGCAUGAUAGACGCAGUGAAGAUCUUGGGUGCUCUCAACGGCCACGGUUUCUCAGGACAAAAGGUCAAUCGUAGUUCCUACGUUGGUCACCUUGAAGACGUUGAGUACUUUUCUGGUCCAGCUCCAGGUGUGACAAUUAAUAUAACUCACUUUAUGAAGAGCUCUAUUACACCAGUAUGGAAUGUCAUCGGCGUCAUCAACGGAACGUCGCAGGAUGAGGUUGUCAUUGUAGGCAAUCAUCGAGAUGCAUGGGUCAUCGGCGGUGCGGCUGAUCCCAACUCUGGCAGUGCAAUUCUCAUUGAGAUGUCUCGGGCUUUUGGGAAGCUCUUAGCACAAGGGUGGAAGCCAAAACGUACGAUACUUUUGGCCAGCUGGGAUGCAGAGGAAUUCGGCCUCCAGGGCUCAACCGAAUGGGUAGAGAGUCAUUUGCCAUGGUUGACGAGUGUAUCUGUCUCCUACCUUAACAUCGAUAUCGGUGUCGGUGGUCCCAGAACUGGAUUGAGCGGCACUGGUGAUCUGCAAACAAUCGCCACUGAAACCAUGAAAAAGAUCUUGUACCCCGAGGGUUAUGGUGUUGGCCCUACGCUGUAUGACUCAUGGCGCAACUAUACUGAAGGUUAUAUUCCACCACUCGGAUCUGGCUCUGACUACGCAGCAUUCUGGCACAAUGGCAUAUCCGCCCUGGACAUCUCCUCCGAUGCAGGGCCCACUGAUCCCGUCUAUCAUUACCAUUCCAACUAUGACACAUUCCACUGGAUGGUCAAUUUUGGUGACCCAGGUUUCCAUGUACAUACCGCAAUGGGCCAGUUCAUGUCACUUCUGACGUAUACAAUCGCUGAUUCGCGUAUACUCCCAUAUGAUCUACCAAACUACGAAAAUGUUCUCCAGGAUUAUUAUAACGAGCUCCUGGAGACUAUCGCUGACGCCAAUGUUGACCUUAACACUACACCGCUCCGCGACGCCAUAGGCACAUUUGGGGAGAAGGCUGCACAGAUUACCUCUGCUGGGCAGACUGCGCAGAUGCUAAACGAUACAGCUAUCAUUCAGGUCAUCAAUAGCAAGUAUCGCGACUUUCAGCGCGGGUUUGUGAGUCAGGGAGGCUUACCUAGCAGGAAUACAUUUCGCAAUGUUCUCUCCGCUCCCGGGUUGGACAAUGGGUAUGGCGCGGUUGUGUUUCCUCCCAUUACUGAAGGUGUCGAAAGCGGCGAUUUGGCGCAGGCAGAGGAGUGGAUCCAGAAGUCUGCCAACGCAAUUUUAAGAGCGGCCGAGAUUUUGGAUAUUGACUAUGGAAAGGUAGGGUCGUGA
Molecule: messenger RNA, 2166 nt
Organism: Pseudovirgaria hyperparasitica
Lineage: Eukaryota; Fungi; Ascomycota; Dothideomycetes; Acrospermales; Acrospermaceae
Product: Zn-dependent exopeptidase
Exons: 6
Coding region: 1-2166 (721 amino acids)
Molecular function (GO): carboxypeptidase activity
Source: RefSeq, a predicted model, not a curated record